This is a messenger RNA of Chinchilla lanigera (long-tailed chinchilla), 3802 nucleotides long. It is a transcript of the gene Heatr4, whose product is annotated as HEAT repeat containing 4. Gene Ontology annotation, molecular function: oxidoreductase activity. Lineage: Eukaryota; Metazoa; Chordata; Mammalia; Rodentia; Chinchillidae. The coding region runs from base 343 to 3363 and encodes 1006 amino acids. The transcript has 17 exons. The record is from RefSeq and is a predicted model, not a curated record.
UGAGCUAUCUGGGGUAAAAGCCAUUCUUUGUAGCUUUUUCUCUGUCUUUAGCCUCUUUUAAUAGCCAUUUACCAUCAACCUCUGUAUCUGAUCUAACAUCCUUCUGAUGGUAGAUAAAACUCUUAGAAUAGAUCCCUAAGCCUGAUGCAUGUCUAGCCUCCAUGAACCCUAAAGCAGGAUGCUAUAAGGUAACAUCUGAAUUCUCCAGAAGAGAUUUUCCUACAUUUCUGUAGCCCACCUGCCUGAUGUUCCCACCAAUGUAAUUGAUGCCUGGUCACAGCUGCAGGCCCUGCCUCUGGGCCAGGUAGUGUGGAUGGAAGGAAGCAUUUUCUGGGAAACAAUAUGACCAUGCCCCAAAAGGAAAAGAUCUUAAUCCCCCAUCCGCAGCCACUCAACCCACGGCUGGGAUGGGGUAUGACUUUCUGCUUCUCAAAACCGAAGGACAAAGAGGAGAGUGCUUCCAUUUCCGGUGUGCCGCCCGUCUUCCACUUCUGCCCCCAGCACUGUGCAGAGCUCAAGAGCAGGUAUCUGAAAAAGGCCGCUGCAAACCUGUCCUUCUCUGCAGAGGUGAUGUGGCAGCGAGGGCUGCCCAGCAUGCCUUACAGCCAGUACAGCUUUGACCAUCUCUACCGCACCGACGGCAUCGUCCAGCCUCCGCACAUCAGGAAGGGCCAGCCUGGGAAGCCUGUCAGCUUCAGGCUCCUACAUCCCUCAGGAGCCUUGGCAGGAGACACCUCCCAGGCUGGGAAGACAGAAAGCUGUGCCCAUUCUGAAAAGAAGCAAAAGAAACCAAAGCCAGAAUGCCUGGUCCAGGCACCAUCUCACUCUAUCACGCCUUCUCUCAACAAGGACCCAGAUACGCUGGAUCUGCCAGCUUCUCCAGACAUAGAAAGGGAAGUCUGGCUUCCACCUUCUGAGAGAGAGGCCAGAGCCUGGGAGGCCAUUGUGCUGGAAAAGCUGAACAAGCGCACAGCCCGAUGGAUCCAGAACAAGCGUCUUGUGAGGCCUGGAGUGUUGCCCAACAAGUGGCAGAGCUUCUUGCGCCAGCAGUAUGACUGGAGCCACAUCCGGGAUGAGCUCACCUCAGCCAGUGACCUGGAGCUCCUGAAACAGUUGGAAGCAGAAGAGACGGCAGAGUUUGAAGGUCAAAGUAUCAUCCUGCCCCCUGAGGAAGAGAAGAAGCCAGAGCUGCUGCUUCCUGUUUACUACAGAUUGUCCAGUUACUCUCCACAAGUACAGACAGUUGAAAGCCUGCCCAGCAAGAAUGCAACAGCUGAGGAUAUCAAGGAAAAGAGAAAAAUCAUCCAGCCCCCAAAGAAAAGCUACUUCCGACAGGUGACUCCCCGAGCUGGAAAGUUUGCUUACUCCACAGACAACACCUUUGAACAGGAGAUUUACUUUGAUGGAGUCCGGAUCAUCCACCACAUUGGUGCGAAGAGAGACCGUAUUUUCCUGGAAAACCUCAAUCAGUACGACAAGCAUCUAACUAAGGUCUUCCCUGAAACUCCAGAAAAGUGGAGUUUCCAGCCCGUUCCUGAAGCACCUGGUAGGCCUGUGAAAGGAGCCCUGCGCUGGACUGGUCUGCCCACACGAGCCAAGGAUCUGCUGUUGCAGCAAGUGGGUGAGGAGGACCUUCCUGUCAAGACCAGGAAAUCCAAGAAGCACGUGAAGUCACUGAUGGAGGAUGUGACUUGGGAACUGGUGGUCCUGCGGAGGAUGCUUCGGGAGUGGAAGACCGCCUGGGGCCUGAACGCGGUAAUCGAGUGGCACCAUGAGACAGUGGAGAGCCUGAUGCGUGGCUUAGAAGACAUGUGUGACCACAUUCGGAUCCAAGCUAUCAUCACGUGUGCCACAGCUGCUCUGGAAUGCCCCCGGACUGCUGCCAGCUCGUUGGACUCGGACCAAGGGGCUGUGGAAGCCCCGUUAAUCCAGGACUUGCCAGAGGCUCUACAGCCUUCCCUGGAGGCUGCACUUUGUGACAAGAACGUCAACGUGAGGAUGGCAGCAGCGCUAUGCCAAUAUGCCACACAAUCACAUAACCGCCUUGCCCGGGGCAUCAUGGAGACAGCUCUUGUGAAGGGUAACAGUGCGGACAGCUGGGCUGCAGCUCAGUGCUUGGCUGUUGAAGGUAUUGCUACUUACCUGGUGAUUAAGAGGAUCCUCCAUCAGCUGUUUAACAAGAAGAAUAAGGACACUGAGGACCAGUCUUGUAUCCUCCUGCGCCAUCUCAGUGGAAAGACAACCCUGAUACACACCAUGCUUGCUGUGGAGCUGAACAGCUAUCAAUGGAAAGACCGGACUGUGGCCUGCAGGGCCUUCUCCAGGAUCAGUGGAACUGUUUGUUUAGACAUGAAACACAAGUUGAUCCAGCUGAUGUGGGACGACUGGAAUAAGGAAGUGAGGCAAGCAGCUGCCCGCGCACUGGGGCAAAUGAGCCUUGGGAAAGAAGUGCACGACGCAAUUAGGGUUAAGCUGGUUGAAGGAAAUGCCCAGGAGCGUGUGAAAGCGCUCUCCCUAAUAGGUGGGCUUAAGCUUAUGACUGCCAAGCUUUUCCCAGGCUUCCUGAACUGCUUCUCUGAUGAGUUUGUAGCAGUUCGGCAGGCAGCCUGUUUGGCAGCGGGUGCCCUGCAGAUCCGCAACAAGAUGGUGCUUGAAUGCCUCCUGAAUCUGAUGCAGACAGAUCCUUUUUGGAAAAUCAAAGCUUUUGCCAUUCGAGCUUUGGGACAGAUUGGGGAAGUGAAUCCUCAAGUGGUUGAUCUCCUGCUCUGGGCUGUCCACUAUGAAGAAUCACCAGGUGUACGAGUGGAAGCUUGUCGUAGCAUCCUGGCCCUCAAACUUCAAGGAGACAGGGUCAGGGCCACCUUCCUAGAUGUGCUGCUUCUGGAGAACCAUGAAGCUGUCCUCAAGGAAAUUUACCAGGCAAUGAAGAUACUCAACUUAGGAAAUGAAGAAUACGAAGAAAUGGUCCAGGAGGUCAAGAACAGGAUUGAAACACUAAACCAAAAGGACUUACUGACGCAGAAAAUAUUCAAGGUAGAGAGAGUCAUAGCAAAAGUGAAAGAAGAAGCAAAACGUGUUUACUCACAACCCAAAGAGGGGCAAAAACCACUGAAACUCUGUACUUUUCUCCAAGAAACUUUUCAGGAUGAGGUGCUUCUUCCCAGAAGACCGUCACAGGUUUGUGACAUUGAAGAAGUCAUAAAGCCUGUGAAGCCACGCACACCGAAUCCCUGGUUACAAAGUCCAGUCCUAGAUCUAAAGACACAAAACAGACGUCACUUGUCACUUGUCAAAGAUCUACGGACUGCCCGGGAAAAAAGGAUUGCUAUGGGGCCAUUUGAAUCUCACACGUCAGGUCUUUAGCUGAGUAAAUAUUCGGAAGACUUUUUCCAACAUCAAGACUUCUCUCUCUGAAAGCAAAGGUGCUCAUCUCUAGGCUGAAUCCUGCUCUUGCUCCGAGAUGCAGGCACAGCGGACCAGCUUCGUCCUGUCUUCAUUGAUACUGUACAAUCUUGUCACUGUUUAUAAAGAAAAAUUAUUUAACUGCAGGCUUGAUUUCUUAACUGUGUAGUAAUUACACGGAGGGGUAAAGAGGACCGACAUCGCAUUUGGCAACAGAGGAUAUUUUUCAUUUAACACAUGAAAACCAUAAAUUAAAUAUGGAUCAGAGCUCCAAGUUUGUUAGAGUAGAAGUAGAAAUAUUGACUCAACAUUGUUUACAAAGCUGUACAAAGCUGUACAAAUUAUCCUCUGGAACCCAAACUAGAAUCUCAUUUGUCUAAUAAAGAAACAGCUCCGGUGA